This is a messenger RNA of Colletotrichum spaethianum, 1314 nucleotides long. RefSeq names its product secondary metabolism regulator LAE1. The transcript has 3 exons. Bases 1 to 1314 code for a protein of 437 amino acids. Lineage: Eukaryota; Fungi; Ascomycota; Sordariomycetes; Glomerellales; Glomerellaceae. The record is from RefSeq and is a predicted model, not a curated record.
AUGACGACCGAAUCCGCCGCUUCCGAUCCCGCGACCAGGGUCAAAUCCCACGCCUCGACCGUUUCCGACGUCGGGUACCCUCACGGCCAUCUGGGCCAUCUCAGCGAGCACGAAGAGGCGCAGUUGGCAGCCUUCAAGACGCUGCUGGAGGAGAAGGGUCUGUACAAGCCCGGCCCGCCAGCGUCCCACGACGACCCGACUUUGCUCCGAUACCUGCGCGCGCGAAGAUGGGUCCCCGCGGACGCCCUCACGCAGUUCAAGGACACGGAGGAAUGGCGCGCCGCCAACGACAUCGACGUCCUCUACCAGACCAUCGAGCUCGACGCCUUUGAGCAGAGCCGCAGGCUGUACCCGCAAUGGCUCGGCCGUCGCGACAAGCGCGGCAUCCCCGUCUACCUGUUCGAGGUCAAGACGCUCGACAACAAGACCAUUUCCAACUACGAAAAGCUGGGCAAGGACUCGAGCUUCAGCAAGGCCAAGUUCGACGGCAAGACCCCGGCCGGUAUGCUGCGCCUGUUUGCGCUGUACGAGAACCUGACGCGCUUCAACCAGCCCUUCUCCACGCAGCUGCAGGACCGCGAGUACAGGGAGGCGCCGAUCACGCUGAGCACAAACAUUGUUGACAUCUCGGGGGUCAGCUUGAAGCAGUUUUGGAACCUCAAAGGGCACAUGCAGGCCGCCAGCCAGCUUGCGACGGCGCAUUACCCCGAGACGCUUGACCGCAUCUUCAUCAUCGGCGCGCCAGUCUUCUUCUCCACCGUCUGGGGCUGGGUCAAGCGCUGGUUCGACCCCAUCACCGUGUCCAAGAUCUUCAUCCUCAGCCCUCACGAGGUGCGCCCGACGCUCGAACAGUUCAUCGAGCCGCGCAACAUCCCGAAGCAGUACGGCGGCGAGCUCGAGUUCAACUUUGGCGACCAGCCGACCGUCGACCCGGCGUGGGAGGGCGUCGUGCAGUGGGAGAACGGCCACAGCUCCUUCAAGUCGCGGCCCGCCGUCUGGCGCGAGACCGAGGACGGCACGCGUGUGGAGUGCAUUGGCAUCGGCAGUGUCAACGGCGUGGAGCAGAAGGAGCUCAUUUGCUCCGUCCCCAAGACCUGGCCCCCAAAGCCGAGCGCACCCACGGCCGAGCCGACGCCUGCUGCCACGCCUGCGACCAAGGAGGGUAGCGUGACGGAGGGGACCCAGACGGAGCCGGUCAAGGUUGCCGAGGCGCCGGAGCCGGAGCUACAAAAGCUGUCCCUCUCCGAUACCAAGGAGAUUGCAGAGAAGCACACCGAGGGCAGCACGGCCUCGCCCCCGACGGGCAUGGCAUAA